Lates calcarifer (barramundi perch) is the source of this 3257-nucleotide messenger RNA. RefSeq names its product kelch domain containing 2 (gene klhdc2). Bases 425 to 1762 code for a protein of 445 amino acids. Lineage: Eukaryota; Metazoa; Chordata; Actinopteri; Centropomidae. Gene Ontology annotation, molecular function: protein binding. The record is from RefSeq and is a predicted model, not a curated record. The transcript is spliced from 14 exons.
CGCUUACACACGUAGGGGAGCUUCGACGCCAACUUGCCUGAAAUUAUUUUGCGACGAGCCUUUCUCCAAACCGUCGGAGAGUUUAGCAUUUUGAAGUUUACAAACGUUCUGCAGCUAAUGGGCACGACAGCUGUGCGUCAGUUAACUGCGCUCGCUGGGUUGGUGACCAGCUAAAUUGUUAAGGAUAUUUUUAUCCGAUAUACCUGUUAAUGUCAGACUUUAAGUCGUCUUCUCUUUGAUACAAAGGCUAAGCUAAAAGCGGAUGUUGAUGUAGUAACCUAAAUAGUUAAGCUAGCAAAGUAGGUCAGCAGUAAUCGUGCCGCGAGCUACGCUAACGUUGUGUCCGGUCCACGGUUGACAUGAAUUAGCUGAUUUAUCGCUAACAAAGUGGUCUUAAAAGUGGAAGAAGACAGGAGAGACUAGAAUGGCAGAGAUGGAGGAAGACGUUGGGGAUCUGCCAGCCAGAGAGGAUGACAAUGACUCAGACAGAGAUGAAGAUGACAGACUGUUUGCUUGGAUGGUAAAUGACGACAUGGAUGAGGACGAGGAGGAAGAUGAGGUGGAGGAGGUUGAGGAUGAACAGCCUUUAGACACUGAGGCGUCUGAAUCAUUUGAGUUGGACACCCCAGCUGAGCGCAGUGGUCAUAUAGCAGUCGUUGACAGAAAUAUCAUGUAUGUAUGGGGUGGAUACAAGAAUGCUCAAAACCACGGCUUCUUUGACUUGUAUCUGCCCAGAACUGAAAUCUGGACAUACAACAUGGAAUCAGGUGUAUGGACAAAGCAUAUAGCUGGAGGUAACCUACACACAUCCAUGUCAGGCAGCUGUGGGGUGUGUGUUGAUGGAAUUCUCUACCUAUUUGGAGGUCAUCACGCCAGGGGAAACACAAACAGGAUCUACCGCCUGCCCCUGAGAGCUCCUAGCCUUGUGUGGGAGGAAAUGACAGAUCUUAAAGGACUCCCUCCGUCAUCCAAGGACAAAUUAGGGUGCUGGGUUCAGAAGAACAGACUUAUAUUCUUUGGGGGCUAUGGCUAUGCUGCACAGGGGCCUCACCGAGGGACAUUUGAAUAUGAUGAAUCGUCUUCUCUUGUGUGGGACAGCCCUGGGCGAGGUUGGAAUAAUCACAUUCAUAUCCUGGACCUGGAGACAUAUACAUGGAGCCAGCCCAUCACCACGGGGAACACCCCGUCACCAAGAGCAGCUCACGCCUGUGCCACAGUUGGUAACAGAGGUUAUGUGUUUGGGGGACGGUAUAAGAACUAUCGACUAAACGACCUGUACUACAUUGAUCUGGACACAUGGGAGUGGCAUGAAAUGAGCAUUCCCCAGCAGUGUCCUGUGGGCCGGUCUUGGCACUCCUUCACUCCUGUGUCACAAGACCACAUCUUCCUAUUUGGAGGGUUCACCACAGAAAGAGAGACACUGAGCGAUGCCUGGCUGUACUGUGUGAGCAAAAACGAGUGGAAGCCUUUCAAACACAGUCACACACAGAGCCCCAGGCUGUGGCACACAGCAUGCUCUGGCCCUGACGGGGAGGUUUUUGUGUUUGGAGGUUGCGCCAACAACCUGUUGUCUCAUCAGAGAGCUGCUCACAGCAACGAGUUAUUGGUUUUCAAUGUUCAACCCAAGUCACUAGUUGGGUUCUGUAUGGAGGCCAUUCUGCAGCACAGGGAGCGUCUGUCUAGUUACUGGGACUGCCUGCCUAAACCUAUCCUGCAUAGCCUCAAACAGAGAAUGGCACGUGUCAACACACUGGGCUCCUAGGUGAAGCGGAGGCUAACAAUCUAGUCCAGAGGAUUACAGAAGAAUAUGUAUGUAUGGAUGAAUGAGAUGACUGUUUCUAUCAAUGCAGGUAGUCCUAUUAGAGCAUUAGUUUAGUGCUUUGUGGACACUUGCAUACAUAAAACAAAAACUUUAAAGCAAUAGUGAAUGGCUGUGGAUUUAUUGGAAAUGGGUCCUGACUGGCACACUAAGGUUCACAGGUGACCCUCAGAGCUGUUUAUCAACUUCUUCUGUUCCUGUAACUCUUGAAAAGCCAGUAGAACCUUCAGUGGAGUAUUAGUGAUGUUGCUCAGCCUGUUGCUAGCAUGGCAUAUACAACAGAGCAGAAAUCCCACACUACUUUUGGGUUUGUUUUCUAAACCUAAGCUUUUCGUAAGGAUUUCUUUCAUCACUCCUAAAAAGCUGAACAUGAUAGCAUGGUUUUCUGUCCAUAUUAUUACAUAAAUGUAAAAAUCUAUUACUGUGCUGGAUAAGAAAAGGGUAACUUUUUGUAAUGACUGUGUUUCUGUGGAGGUGUUGGAAAAUCAUUAUUUUAUUUUUGUUAAAAUAUGUUAAAUUGUGAGAUGUUCUGUACUAGCCAGUGUAGUAGCAAUAGCAGUAGCAGCAGCAGAUGGUCAUUUAGCUUACAAUAAGGACAGAAAACACCACCCAUGUUUAAAGUUAAAGCAAGAAAAUGUAUUGUUGGAGGAGGCUAGUGGGGAAAAAAUAGUUUGGAAACCUGGCAGGAUUACAGCUUUGAUUUUUUAGCAACUCCAUUUUCUCCUGAAGAUUACUGUGAAUGCUGUCAUGGGGACAGCUCAGAUUCUUUAAAUGAACUCAUGUGCCAGUCAGAUGUUAAAAUUGUGACCUUUACUGGUUUUCCUCAGAAACCAACCAACCAACUUAAAAAGUCAUUGUCUUAACACUAAAUGUGGUGAUGCAAGGCUGAAACAGUUUUGCUGCAAACAGUGAAGGGUUAGGGUUAGGGCUAGGUUUUUUUUGUUUUUUUAAGCCAGCCUGUUUCUUUAAUGAUUCCUGUCACUAAUGUUUGACACUGUCUCAAAUGCAGAUAUUUGCUUGAUCUUGGGUAGUUUGCUUAAGUUCUCUUAGACCUAAAACUAGUGCUUUAUGCUACAUAAGACCAUCUACUCUGGAGCCACAGCAAUGUUAACUUUCAGUUUUUAUUUGUAUGUACAGUUAUUUAUAUAUUUGUGAGGAAAUGUGUGGGUUUUGUGUUCUGAAAGUGGCUUUAAAAGCCUUUAAAUUGUCACGAGCGGCUCCUGUAGCAUUGGAAUUUUAUUAAAUCAAUAACUUCAAAUACUGCAAGUAUAGUGGAUGUUGAGCCACAUUGCACUGAAAUGCCUCAUGUCUGUAGGGCUUUGUUUCUAUUUGCCUGGUUUGCACAAUGUUCCCUUUUGUGUUUUUUAUUGUAGGAUUGAAAGCAUAGUGUUACUUUGUACUCAAAGAAUAAACACAUACCAUAAGUUGUGAUCUAUUA